Messenger RNA from Ambispora leptoticha, 1017 nucleotides. The record is from the annotation of a GenBank genome assembly. Lineage: Eukaryota; Fungi; Glomeromycota; Glomeromycetes; Archaeosporales; Ambisporaceae.
AUGGUGUCAUUCAGGAAUAACGAAACGAAAUUUCUAACAAUUGUAUUAUGCCACUUUGGAUUGUAUCUCUUAGAUUUACAUUUAUUCAAAUUGAGUAGAGCUGAACUGUUGCUUGAUUCCGUUCUUUAUUUUCUAAUCUUUAUAUCGGCAGUCGUGACGAUAUGGACAAAAACAAUUUCGAAUGCACUUGUUUUCUGUCUAAUAAAUGUCGCGCCGCUGAUGGAAACUUUAUUUCAACGCAUAUUCUUUUCACGUAUCUGUUCUUUAUCUGAAAUUCAUCCGUGUGAUGAAAGUAAAAGGAUUAACGCAUUGAAUAUUCGUAUUUAUUAUUUGUCGAUUGUCGAGUUUUUAAGUACAUCUUUGAUCAUUCAACUAGCUAAACAGAAUCAAUGGACUUUCAUUCCGAAAUUUAAAUAUACUCGAUUACCAGCUAUCAAAAGACUUUACAGAAUUUAUGCAUAUCAAUUACCAUUGAUUCACGGAAGUGUUGUUUUCCUAACAAUAUUCUUUCAUUCGUAUUGGAUGUUUCGUAUGAAUCUUGCCUCGUGGAUGACAUCUUUUGGAUUCAGAAGAUCGUUAGAUUCUGAAUUAUACUCUUUUUUCAAUCCUUACAAUAUGAUAAUUUUGAUAGUUUAUCUAUCUCUUCCGAUCGUGGCUGUUCGUCGUGAAUCACAUUGGAUGACCUUUAUCUCGUAUCUGGCGAAUAUUUAUUAUGGGAGUUCGGUCUUGUAUAAAUUGUUCACUUGGUGCAUAAUGGGCAUCAGGUUACCAAGGGUACAAGGACCUGUGUGCUUCGUAAAGAAUCAAAUAGUGUACGAUCCGUUUUUUCAGGUGCUUUUAAUGCUAGGAAUUCUUGCUAUCUUCUUCGUGAUCCUCUUGAUGUUAAACACUAUUCGGUGUCAUAAAAACUACGGGAAAAACUUAGGAUUUUAUUUACGAUAUCGCUCAGUGUCUUCUAGUUUUGAGUUUUCAGGGGACCCAUCGUUUGAGAAGAGUAGCACUGAAAAAUACGUGUAA